This is a messenger RNA of Moneuplotes crassus, 720 nucleotides long. NCBI's taxonomy places the organism in Eukaryota, Ciliophora, Spirotrichea, Euplotida, Euplotidae. The record is from the annotation of a GenBank genome assembly.
AGCCUUGUCGUCAGUAACCAGCCAGAAGAAAGAUAUGCUUAUGGGACAAAUUUAGCCUUUGACCAUCUUGUUCUCUGAUGUAAAAUCAUGAAGAUCUAAAACUCGCUUGGGUGCUGUGUGUGAUUAUCUACUAAGUAUAGGCAAAACUCGUUUUCAAGAAAUGUUACUUUGUUAAAGAUAGCAGUUGGCCUUAGAGGAAUAUUAAAGAACUCUUUUUAUAAGAGAAAAGAGGCAUGAUUCUCUCAUAUUUUAUGGUAAGAAAACUGAGGUUUACAAUUUGAUCUAAGAGAAGACUGAAGUGUAUAUUAUCUUCUUCAGGUGAUUACACAAGGAUGGAGUCGGUCUGACUUAGUCUAUUCAAUUUCAAUUAAAUCCUAUCACAAUCUUUAAGGAAUAUCUUUAAAAUUGAUUUGGCAUUAUUUAUCAAAACAUGUGGGUGCAUUUGUUUUUAAAUACCUCAUUCAAAUACUUAGAAGAAUGUUGUUCCUUUGCCUUCCUUUGAUUUAAGGAAGAUUUUUCUAUGAGCUUCUAUAAGAUUUUCUUGCAUAUACAGAGUCCGAGACCUGUACCUAGUUUAUUGGGAUUGUGAUUAGAACUAACUUUUCCAAGCAUUUUGAACAUUUUUAAGAGAAAAGAUUGAACAGCUGUGAGGAAUUGAUCCAGUUUAAAACCUUUGAAUCCGUCAAAGUUCUCUUUUUAAUAUUUAAUACAAUAAAAAUA